Darwinula stevensoni is the source of this 1273-nucleotide messenger RNA. The record is from the annotation of a GenBank genome assembly. Lineage: Eukaryota; Metazoa; Arthropoda; Ostracoda; Podocopida; Darwinulidae.
ACCCAUCAUGUGCAUGUGCUCCUUUCCACCUAUUUGCAUAUCGUGUCUAGAUGCAUUCGUCCGGGCAGUCAGUUGCGCAGUGCAAAAAGGAGAAGCAGAUUUUUCGUGCACGAACGAGUUCUUGCGGGAAUGUUUUGCUUCGAGGGAACUCUGCUGGCGUGAUUUGCGACGAAUCGGUGAAACUUGGACCCUUCUCGAAACUCAUCGCAUAUUUUCGUCGAUCGUAGUGAAGAUUUCCCACCAAAAUGGACCAACUAAAUUCUUCCACGCUCGCACCUGCGAUGAAGAUGGAGACGAACGGAACGACUGGAGUCUUGGCGGGGGGUUUCGUCUUCACCACCCUCUUAUUCCUCCAGGAUCUCAUCUUCAUGGAGACCGUCUGCAGCACGAGGCACAAGGGAUGCGUCGACAGAGAAAACUUUGAAAUUCACGCCAAGACGGUGUCUGAUGCGAAUCCACAGUCACAAUUGAGUAUACACCUGGACCAAAGCAACGCCGCCCUCGAGAAAUUCAUCGACAAUCUCCAACGAAACGACUGGACGCACGAGGAGGAUCACGGGGACAUCUCCACCUAUUCCCGAUACGAUCCCGAGUUGAAGAGGAAAAUCUACAAACUUCAGACUAUCCUGGACUACGACUACGAAUGGGCCUUCAGACAGACCUGGAUGACAGUGCCAGAUUCUCCCUUGUGGAACGAGGACAUCCGCGAGGGAGAGGUCCUCAAGAACCUCAGCGAGAACUGCAGGGUGUUCCAUGCCGUGACUAAACCUCAGACCUUUGGGUUCGUAUCCAGUCGGGACUUCGUGCCCAUAGAGUCCUAUAGGAGACUUGGAGAGGCCUAUUUCUGGGGUAUGUCCAGUGUCACCUGGCCGGACUUGCCACCUCUUCAAGACGUAGUCAGGGCCCACGUGAGUCCAGGUGGAGGAUUUGCGUUCGCUUCUUAUGGAGAAGACAAGAAGAAAACCCUGUAUCAGCUGAUUCCCAUCCUGGACAUCUACAUUCCUUUGCUGCCACGAGUGGUCGCAGACAAACUGGUCUGCGCCGCUCAGAGGAACUUCAUCAUUCGACUGAAGACCAGACUGUCUUACUUGCAUUCCUCCCUCCCUCUCACUGUCUGACCCUAAUGGAACAUGCCGACUGCGGAGCAGUUACACGCGGUACAGCGGCGUUCUCUUUCACGUCUCUACGAGGAAUGCGUGGUCAGCUGUUGAUGCCUGAAGCAUCAAAUAAAUGACGCUAUGGACAGUACUGAAUUUUAUUAUCAGCCGAAACG